Messenger RNA from Rhincodon typus (whale shark), 6121 nucleotides. It is a transcript of the gene mfsd6l, whose product is annotated as major facilitator superfamily domain containing 6-like. Gene Ontology annotation, cellular component: membrane. The record is from RefSeq and is a predicted model, not a curated record. Lineage: Eukaryota; Metazoa; Chordata; Chondrichthyes; Orectolobiformes; Rhincodontidae. The coding region runs from base 490 to 2430 and encodes 646 amino acids. The transcript is spliced from 2 exons.
CCUCCACUCCACUCUCGCUGGACGUUUGUACGAGGCGACCCCGGUCUGAAACUUCAGCCACGAUCCGUCAAACGGGCCUGGGCAGUGAGUCGGUGGCGGCUGGCUCCCGGGAGGAACAGCUGGGAAGAGGCUUUGGUUUUUGAAAGUUGUCUUGCUUUCAUUUGCUGAGGUGCGAGAUCACAUCUGAGUCUAACAUUUCCUGUUAAUAUUUCCUCAUUAGCUUGGAUUGGCCGACCUGUCCUGGCUGUAACAUUUGCCCCAAACAAAUUUCACAUUUUAAUCGGUAGGCAGCGAAGGAGGGACGUUUUGCUCUUCAUGUUCUAAUAACAACUUGCAUUUGUGUCGUGCUUGUAUCGUCGACAAAUAUCCUGGAGCGGCUUCACCGAGAUACUCGAAUGUUAACUGACCCGAGGAGACGUUAGGAAGGGGUGAUCAGCAGUUUGGAUAGAGAUUACCAACUGGAAUGUUUGUUGGGAAAAUUAUAGAGCCAUGAAGAGAAACAAACAGUGGAAUGUCAGCAAAGCACUGGCUCUUGCCAGUCUCUAUCACUUUCUUCAUAGUGCAGCAGCAGCCUGUGUAGUUCCAUUCCUUACUAUAUACUUCAGGCAGCUUGGAUUGACUGCACAAUUUGUUGGCAUUAUCAUGGGAGCAAAGUAUUUUAUCUUCAUGCUUUGUACUCCCUUUUGGUCUUACUGUGCUGGGCGCCAUAACAAAAGAAGAGUUCUUAUACUUGGUUCCUUGUUGUCAUCAGUAGGAGCAGGCCUUCUAUUCACACUCAUUCCACCUAUAGAUAAGGAAAUAGAAUACAAAUUCUGUAACAGAAGUAUAUAUGCAAAAAAUGGUUGGAAUCAAAAUACAAGACCAGAAGUCAAAGACCAUAUCAGUGACAUUAAGAUGAAUAAAUUUGCACAUACCAUUCUUCCAACAGUAGUGAAUGGUGCUUUAACAAGCCAUCCUAGUUCAACACUUCAAGCUGAAAUUGAAGAAAACCUCCCGGGGCUGACCACUGUUGAAGCAUCUAUUACAAACAGAAUCAACCCUCUAAAACAGCCACACAAGACUGAACUGAGCAAUAUUACAUAUUUGUAUGUAUCAACUCCAGAAAAUAGGGGUAGUACACAAACUGGAGAUGAUAAUCGUCAAUCAAAGUUGAACCAAUUUCUACAGAUGAAAGAGUCUGGCCAUGUAAGAACCCAGGGAGAAUCUGCCAAGCAUCUUUCUUUUAAAGAAGAUCACAAGGAGAAAAACAGCACUUUAGAUGUUUACUCUAGUUCAGUUAACAGUGGCAUCAUGAAAAGGGAUGUUGCUUUGGAAACUGGUUCUGAAGACCGAUUAGAAAAGCAGCACAUUAACACUGAGCCUGAUCACAGUUUUAAAAUUCUAGAUAACCAACACCAGACACUCGUGCUUAUUUUACUAGCUGUGGCUCUAUGGGAGGUUCUAGCAUCAGCUUUGGAGUGGGUUGCAGAUGAUGGGCUCUAUGACUAUCUGGACUUCGUUGACUCUGUUGACCGUUAUGGUAAACAGUGGAUUUGGGGUUACUUGGGCACAGCUGGAGCAGCUUUUAGUAUUGGGAUUCUUGUGGAUAGGCUGCACUGUUUUAUUAAUGCAUAUACUUCUAGGAUUGCAGUGCACUUUUAUGGUUAUGCAGUGUUGAUUACAUUGACACUUGUUGUUGGUGUGUUCUAUCCAAUUCACACAGCUAAGAAAAAUGACAUGAUAAACCGCACUGUCAAAGGGUUGCAUCUGUUGGGAGGUGAUGGAAGGGCUAUGUUAUAUGUGAUCACAGUCUUUAUCACAGGAGCUAUUAGAUCUACAAUAAACAACUUCCUGUUCUGGCAAAUGCAGAACAAUGGAAGCAGUGAGGCUUUUAUGGGCAUUGCUGUAGCAAUUGGAUUUAUAGCUGAAGUUCUACUUUAUCUUUUCAAGGACAAAAUGUUAAAGAUCCUGUCAUUCUCUGGAUCAGUGGCAUUUGGACUUGUAUGCCUCACAGCCCAGCUGCUUUACUAUUCAUUCCUCUGGUCCUCUUGGGCAGUAUUGCCUAUUCAAAUCCUGAAUGCUUUUAGCAAUGGUGCCUUGUGGUGGGCUGUUUGGGGUCAAGUUAAUGAUCUAGCUACCCCUGGUAUUGAAAGAACACUCCAUAAAAUCUACCAUGUUUUAUCCUUUGGUCUAAGUGCAAGCAUUGGCAGUGUUUGCAGUGGCUUCAUUGUGAACAGUUUUGGCAUAGAAAGACUUUAUCAAGCAUGUUCAGCUAUUGCUAUGGUUUGGUUAGUAGUCUUCCUCAUUGCACAGUCAAAAAUUCCUCGGCAAAAGAGGGUAAACUAUUCGCAGCUCUUAGCUGAUACCAGUGAUAUGAGUGACUCGGAUGAUGAGCAAGGUAAAGAUUGGCUUAUUACAGCUCUGAAAAAUGAUGACUUUUUACAGAAGUAGUUAGUCUUAAUAGGUUUAUCUCUUUAGUCCAUUCCUUGUUGAAUAUAUAUGGAAUCUUUAUAUUUAGCACAAAUGUCCUGGUUGUUGCUUUAAAGUCUAAGCCAAAGUGGACAUCUGGAAUGUAAAUUUUCAGAUGACAACUUAAUAACCCAUUAAAGGUUAAAUGAUUUGUGCUUUUCAAGAUUAGUAUGCUAAUUCUGUUUGUGUGAUUCUCUUUUGAGGGUGGCUCUUUUAGCCGCAAGUUUAUGGGAUAGAGAUUUAUUUUUAAAAAGGUAAAUUAUGGGAAGUUUAUAAUUUUUGAAUAAAUGAGUAUAUUUGUUUUGAGAUGGAAAUGUUCCUUCAGUAGUUAUCAAGUCAUAACCUCAAUGAUCAGAUGUUGUUGCCUAUAGGGGUGUCUUCGUAAAUGUAAUAUAAGGCUAUUGUAUGAUAUACUUCUAUGCGUAUUGAAUGCUAACAGAACCAGAAUUAUUCUGGAUUGACUGUUUUCUCGUCCAUUGCUUGAAAUGAGACAGGCUGGUAAUACAGAUCUCCCAUUUAUGCUGUAUCUAAUGUACAAAUAAUUUAAAUAGGAAAAUUGCAUUUAUACAGUACCUUUUUAUCAUGCAGUCAUUCAUUUGUUGUCACUUCGGCCUUAGUGGGAUCACUUGUCAUGCUUCUUUCUGGUUUUCUUAAAGCCUUUCUGUCAACAUUUCCAAUGUUAUCCAUCCCAUCUAAUUUUAUUACAUCUACUGUUUUUAUCCUCAUUUUCUCUUUCAGUUGAUGGUAGAACAAGCUGUCUUUCUUUGUGUAAAAUCUCUGCUUGGCAGUCUCUCCCGCUCUCUCUCUCUCACUCUUGCUCUCUCGUUCUUGCUCUCUCUCUCUGUCACCUCCUCCCCUCGUCUAAACUACUUGGUAAUCCUUUUGAUUCUUGGUCUACACUACUCAUUUGUCUUUCUCUUCAACUGAUUCUGAGCAUUCACUGUUGUACCCAUAUUUCAUUUGUUAUCCUCCUUUCACUUUCUUCAGAGUCUAACUCUUGCAGCCACAGCGUGUAACACCCCACACUAGUGAUUGGACUAGAUAUUUUUCCGGAUUUGUGCUCAUGCUUUUGAAUUUUAAGACACAAGUUUAGAUCACUGGUCAUGCCUUUUGUAGCUAAUCUAACGUGUAUUUCAAUCUUGGAAAUAACUUUAUUUAUAAUUAAGUCAGUUUCAUUGAAUUUGUCUUCUUUUUAUCACGAUACUUCCAAUCUUGACUUCCAUUGCCAUUUAGUCUCUUGAUGUUGGUCUUUGCCUAAUUUAUAUAAUCAGUUCAAAAGAUGCUGUCUUUUGAGUAGGCCUGCUAUAGUUUCUAGCUGUUUCUUUAUUUUGGCCAUGUGCAGUAUCAUGUGGUAUGAUGUGGCUACAUCUCUCUGGUAACUCUUCCUGCACCAUCCUAAUUUCUUUUCUCAUCAUAAUGUCCUCAUCACAUUCCAGAAAUGCAUCUUACCCAAUUCAUUACAUACAUUGUCCUUGUCCUACCUUUUUCUCAUGAUGCUUUUCAUUUUCUACCACAUUCCCUAAUACUGGGGACAUCAGUGGAAGCUGUCCACAGCCAAUUUAUACUUGCUCUAAUUUCAUUGGAAGACAUUUCUAGCAGUACAUUUUAGUAAGUUCCCUGUUUUUACUAAGUUCCUGUUUACCCUUUUUGGUGGGAAAUACUUGAUGAUAUGGAUAUGAUAAAGAAAUGUUGAGGCUAGUUUUUUUUUUAAAGUGAGAUGUGAGCAAUUCCAUAAUUUAUGCUGUUCAUAUUUUAGAUUGCAUUCAAGUUUGGGAAUCCUAGAGAAGUAACAGAAUCGUAUGUUUGUCUUGGUAGAUUUUCUUGUUAGGGAUUUUGAUCAAUAGAUAUUAUACUCGGGUUAGACUUUAAAUAAAAAUGGAAAAUGCUGAAGAUGCAAUACUGGUCCCUUGGCAUUUGCAAGCAAAAAGACAAUGUUUUAAACUGUCAGAAUUGAUGGGAGCAGAAUUGAAAAUGAGCAAAGGAGAAAAAUCAUAAAAGUCGCAUACAGAUUUGCCAACUGCAGUUAAAAGCAGGCAGCUAUUUUUUUUUACAUAAACCAGAAAAUGAGGUGCAAGAUGAUUUUUCAGUCUAAUCAGUUGAGUGUUAAUAUCAUAUUAUGCUGCAGCAAGUGUUUUCUCUAAUGCCAAGUAUACAAUUGAGUCAGGAAUCAACAGGUCAGUUAGUAUGUUUAGCAUUUGUAGAUUAAUUAUUUUGUCAGCUUAAAAUAGAUUUAUUUUUCUCAUGGAGUACCUGCUUAACAGGUUGUUGGCAACUCAGUUCUUAAAGUUUGUGUAAAGCAGCUGUACAAACACCAAGUUUGCAUUUUUAAUGCCUGGCCCUUGGUAAGUUAGUUAAUCAAAGCUGCACUAAAGAACUCAAAAUUCUUACAAAAUCUGCCUGAUAUUUCUCGUUCUUGAUUGUGAUUCAGUAAUGCCUUGCUAAAAAGAGCACAACUGAAUAUUUGAUGAGGAUAUGAUUGACGUAGGUCCUUUUCUCAUGCCAUUCCAUAGUGAGAUAACCUAAUAACAUUGAGUAGGCUGACAUGAAGAUUGACUGACUGCUUGGAUAAAAUUCCAGGAGGAAAUAAUUGCCCAUUGUAUGGUAUGGCCAUCAUGAAUCAUUGAUUUCCAGAAAGUUAGAGACUUUUUAAAAAAAAAAAAAUUGUAAUGGAGAGCCCCAGUAAAUGCACAUCCUCUGAGGACCUCCACAACAUAUUUUUUAAAGUUGAAAAUUCUUCAGGGAAUUGUUGUAGAUAGAGAAUCAAAUAGCACAGCAGGAGACCAUUCAUCUCAAUAUGCAAUUGAAUGAGCUAACUAUUUGCCUCACUAUACUCAACAUUUUCUGUUUUCAUGCUGGAUUCCUUUGCCAUCAAAAUUUGUAGAAUUUGAAAUGAAGGAACUUUUUAAAACUUGUGACAUUUUGCUCAUUUUUUUUAAUAUAAAUCUUUCUAGAUGUGGUAUUGGCUUCCCAAUCCAAUAGAACAGAACAUUCUCAGCUGGUAGGUCAGGCAAUGAGCUGAUCUGUUUCAAGGACCAAUAUUACUUCAAGACUAGGCUUGGAGUGCUUCACUCCAUAUAUCCCAACUAAGAGUCUUCCAUUUUUUUAGUACUGUACGUGAUACUCUAAUGAAACAUGCCAAUUGCACAAACAAUAACUGAGGUUCCUUUUUUUUAAGAAAGAAGCCAUACAGUAUGGGAUAGGGCAGGGGAGAGAAAUGUUCUUGAUUUGCAAAAUUCGAUACAUCUUGUUUAGAAAAGUUUCAUACACAAUUUGGAAUAGAAACUUCUUAACAUCUUGUGCCUUGGCCUAUUAACAUGCAAACUAAUUGCAUAGUUUGGACUGUGGUGAACUUAAUUCACACUUCCUUCAAGAAUCAACUUUGCAACAUCAGUGCAUUGAAGUAUACUGUAGCAUUAUAAUUGCAGUUGAAAACAAGAUACUGUGUAUAAUACCUGAACUCAGUUUAAAUAUUUCCCAAAUACAGGUCAUCAGCACUGUGGUGGUUUUUCAUUUGAAUGCUGAAUACACUUAGCUUUUUGGGAAAAGUGUUUUACAUUUUGAGAUGACUGUGUUUGAAUAUGUAAACAUUCCAUUCAAGUGUUACCUUUGAGAGAAGAAAGCACUCACAGAAAAAAGUGAUCUUUCAUUAAAGAAAAAAGCUUAAUUCUUGGAA